CAAAGUAUUUAUUAUCACAGCAUAUCAAUUGUGAACGAAUAUUAAAAAAGGAUCAACGUUAUUGUAAUAUUGAUUCUAGAUAUAAUCAAUAUUAUACAAAGGCCUUUCUAUAAUUAUUGUAUCGUCAAUCAUGUCCUGCAUAUAGACGUCGAAAACAGCAAAGUGAACAAGAAAAAAAUUAUUUUUGACCCUGCUUUAAUUGAUUCUUAGCCAUUUGCUGUUAUUGGUUUUAUUUCCAACAAUCAAACCCCCUACCAUGUUCCUACUGAUGCAGCUUGUAAACCAGUCAUGCGGAACACCGUCGUCACGUCGUCCGCUAAAAAGUAAUCCCACGUGGUUUUUGGAGUGUAGGUACGCCAUAACGCCCAUAACGCCCAGUACAUGCUGCAAUCCGCAUAACCUCAAAAACGAUACGUUGCAUCAUACACUGCGCUGCGAGCCGCAGUGUGUUGUGCUGAGCUCGCGCUGAGUGGACUGCGGCGAUGAGUAACGAAGCUCACGUGUCUCGAUAUUUUCUUGCUAAUAUUUUUUGUUACGAUAUUGUUUAUUAUCACGUUCAAAAGGAAACAUGAAGUUCUGCGCGACAUCAUUGACGCGAUGCACGCCUCGGCUGGGAACACUGACGGAGAUCGAAAGGCUGCCUAAUCUGUCUUUUGAAACGCCUCUGUUGCUUCUGUAUACAAGAAGAGGCAGCGUCCCACAUUUGAGCAAGGAUGUGUUCAAAAGGUUGACAGAGGAGCAGCAGUUUUUGUUGACAUCGCUGCCGUCGACUAUUUUCAUGACGGAUUUCGUCAAGCAGUUCGAAUCCUUCAAUGAUUAUGUCAGCAUGCAGGAAUACCCAUUUUUCUUGAGUAUUCAAGACCCAUCGGAAACUACGAAUUCAGGUUAUCAAAAAAACCAAUCCAUUGCUGUGUGGUCCAGGAAUGGAAGAUCCACGGUCACUCCUGAUAGAUAUAUGAAUAUAGCAGAAAUUUUUAAACCAGAUAUGUACGUUACCUUGUGCGAUGGGGAUACGGAUCAAGAUAGUAGCUCAAAGCGAAUUAGCAAAACCAUAGAGAGGAGCAAAGUGUUGUUUGAAAAGUGCCUUACACGACAUUUGGCCUCUGAUAUACUGAAGAACAAGGGUUUCCUAGGCUCCAUUGAGGGCGGGUACAAUCUUCAGGCCAGAGAGAAAUCCAUAAAGUAUAUGGAAGGUAAACCACUUCUUGGAUACAUGAUUGAUGGACUACACAAAAAUGGUAUUGAAGUACAAAAUAUUAGCAUAGAUCAAAUUAAACCUGUGAUUGAACAUUCUCUUAAUUUACUUCCCAUGGAUAAACUCCGUGUUCUGAUGGGUUGUUGGAACCCACCAACCAUUUUAGAUUUAGUUGACUUGGGCAUAGAUGUAUUUGAUUCCUCGUAUUCAUUUUUAAUGACAGAACAGUCAAAAGCCUUAACUUUCUUAUGCAAUGAUUGUAAACAUGGAGAAAGAAGUGCCUUGAUAAAUCUUUCUGAGAAAAGAUAUGUAGAAGAUUUUGAACCUAUCUGUAAAGCAUGUUCAUGCUUAACUUGUAAAAACCACACCAAAGCAUAUAUAAAUCACCUCAUACAGACCAAAGAAUUACUAGCAGAGGUACUCCUGAUGAUACACAAUACUCAUCAUUACAUGGAGUUCUUCAAAGCUAUCCGGCAGCAUAUAAAAAAUGGAACUUUUCACGAAUUUCGAAAUAAAAUUUACGUGAAAUUUUCGCAGAUGAUUGAACAAUCAUGAUUUUUCAAAUAAAGGUAUUUUUAAUAUAAAAAAUAA
Molecule: messenger RNA, 1786 nt
Organism: Nasonia vitripennis (jewel wasp)
Lineage: Eukaryota; Metazoa; Arthropoda; Insecta; Hymenoptera; Pteromalidae
Product: queuine tRNA-ribosyltransferase accessory subunit 2
Exons: 6
Coding region: 569-1750 (393 amino acids)
Molecular function (GO): tRNA-guanosine(34) queuine transglycosylase activity
Source: RefSeq, a predicted model, not a curated record